This is a messenger RNA of Helianthus annuus (common sunflower), 1637 nucleotides long. Its product is annotated as flavin-containing monooxygenase FMO GS-OX5. NCBI's taxonomy places the organism in Eukaryota, Viridiplantae, Streptophyta, Magnoliopsida, Asterales, Asteraceae. The coding region runs from base 134 to 1513 and encodes 459 amino acids. The transcript is spliced from 8 exons. The record is from RefSeq and is a predicted model, not a curated record. Gene Ontology annotation, molecular function: NADP binding; N,N-dimethylaniline monooxygenase activity; flavin adenine dinucleotide binding.
GGAAAUGAUGUGAAUUGUAUUAACAAUUUAUUAUUUCCACUAAGAAGCUAGGUACUUUACCAAUCAACCUAUGAAUCUUUCAUAUACAUCAAGUGUCCAACUCUUGGAAAAAGAUUAAGACCCAUAUUUAGCUAUGACAAGAUCCUUAAAGGUAGCUGUAAUCGGUGCCGGUGUUGCUGGACUAGUCGUUGCUCGUGAGCUUCAAAGAGAAUCUCUCCAAGUAGUGGUGUUCGAAAAGUCACACCAACUUGGAGGAACAUGGGCCUAUGAUGCGCGAGUAGAGUCUGAUCUAUUGGGAAUUGACCCAAACCGAGAUGUUGUUCAUUCAUCUCUCUACAAAUCGUUGAAAACAAAUCUUCCACGUGAGCUCAUGAGCUUCACUGAUUUCAAGUUCGACGAAAAAGUAUAUGGCGGUCCGGGAAUGUAUACUGGGCACGAAGAAGUUCUAAAGUUCUUGAAUGACUUUGCAAGGCAUUUUGAACUCAUAGAAUUGAUUCGGUUCAAUACCUUGGUGACUCGAGUGGAGGUUGUUGACUUAGACAUCACUGAGUUUGUUGUUGAGUCGAAUACAAAUGGGGUGAAUUACGUGGAGAUGUUCGAUGCAGUUGUCGUAUGUACCGGUCGCAACACUCAACCUCGUCUGGCAACUGAUAUUCCCGGUAUUAAGACAUGGCCGAGAAAGCAAAUGCAUAGCCACAACUAUCGUGUUCCUGAACCAUUUCGAGAUCAGAUUGUAGUUGUAAUUGGGAAUGGACCCAGUGCAGUAGACAUAUCAAGAGAAAUAGCAAUGGUUGCCAAAGAAGUUCAUAUGUCCUCAAGAUCUCCACUUGUUAAAGUCGCAAAAUCAGAUAAAUUCAACAAUAUGUGGCAGCAUUCCAAGAGAUCAAGAUCCAGUUCGGCCCAACAAAUUGGUAUCAGAGCGUCAGGCUCUAAGCGUGGGAAUCGCAAGGCAUCGCAGGGAAUUCGCGAUCAGAUAAACUGUGUUAGUGAAGAUGGUUGGGUAACAUUUCAAGACGGAUUCUCUAUAGAUGCAGAUAUUAUAUUACAUUGCACCGGGUACAAAUUCCAUCUUCCAUUUCUUAGAACAAAUGGCAUUGUAAGUGUUGAAGACAAACGUAUUGGACCUCUUUACAAACAUGUUUUCCCCCCACGACUUGCUCCGGGACUCUCCUUUGUUGGAAUACUUGAAAGGACCUUUCCAUUUAUAAUAAUGGAGUGCCAAUCAAGAUGGAUAGCACACGCGUUAUCGGCUAAGGUUUCUUUGCCAUCGGAAGACGAAAUGUUGAGUGAAGUCCUAAAAUAUUACGAAGAAAUGAAAGAAAAAGGCCUUCCAGAACACUCAACUCAUCAACUUGGAUUUCAGCUUGAUUAUAUAGAUUGGAUGUGGGCACAAACCGGAAUGGUUAUGGAGAAGAACAUAAGAAACAUGAUUGAAUACUGGAUUUAUUGUCUAAUGACAGCUGGUAUAGAUGGGUAUAUGGAUUUGUUCUCCCAGAAAUAUGGGAUAUACUAAAUGGAUUUUUACACUAAGCCUUUGUUUAUGUUUCAAACUAAUUGACUAGAGAAAAAAUGUAACAAAAACGACUUAUCAUAACUUUCGCUUCACUUCUAAACUUCAACUCCAUAUUACGAUCAAA